This is a messenger RNA of Theobroma cacao (cacao), 1476 nucleotides long. RefSeq lists its product as uncharacterized. The record is from RefSeq and is a predicted model, not a curated record. NCBI's taxonomy places the organism in Eukaryota, Viridiplantae, Streptophyta, Magnoliopsida, Malvales, Malvaceae.
AAUACACAAUUCGCCCCGCAACAUUUGAUCUCUUUACCCAAACCUUCCUCUUUAAAGAAAUUUACAGGAAUACAUGUGUAGUUGAAGUUUUUCAGCCUGUUGCAUGAGUUCAGCAACUUGCAAAGAAGAUCCUUAACUUGCAAAUGCAGUCGUUUCAUUCUUUUCUUAGGCAGAGCUUGCUCUCCUUUUGUCAGCCCUUUUAUAUAAUAAAACCUUCUUUUCCUGCUUGAGCUUCGAUCUUGUAGUCAUCGAUCAAACCUCCAAGAUGGGUUCAGUCUCUUUUCCUGCUCCUGUAUACAACCACCAGGCAGCAACCUCAAACCCAGUUCUACUCAUUUCCCAAGAAAGAACUCACCAUCAACCUUCCCGUCAUCAGAAUCUUCGUGGAAUAACUUUUGUUUCUGGCAAGUUUCAGUCCCGACAUGUAAAGCAAUCCCUAAUUCCGGCGAGUUAUCCUACACGACGGAGAGGCCUGUCUGUAGUGCCACUAGAUGCCAAGACAAAGAGUUCAGAUCCAGGAGGAGAGGAAGAUUCGGGAGCCCUGGAGACAGUUCUCAAGCUUUACUCGGCGAUCAAGAACCAAAACGUACGCGAGUUAUCUGAUAUCAUUGACGAUGAAUGCCGAUGCAUCUGCAAUUUCUUCUCAUCUUUCCAACCUUUGCAAGGAAAAAAGCAAGUGCUUGAAUUUUUUGCAUCUUUGAUCAAGUUUUUGGGAGAUCACAUCGAGUUUGUGGUGCAACCAACAUUGCAUGAUGGGAUGGUUGUUGGUAUCCAUUGGAGAUUAGAGUGGAAUAAAGCUCAUAUGCCUUUGGGAAAGGGUUUCAGCUUCUACACUUGCCAAAUCUACCAUGGAAGAGUGGUGAUAAGGAAUGUGGAAAUGUUCAUGGAACCACUCCUUCAUAUGGAGCCUUUCAGGGUAAAAACAAUGGUAUAUCUGACGACCAUGGUGGACAAGAUAAGCUUUGGCGUAUCAUCCAAAGCCUGGAAAAAGAAAGCCCUCUGUGCGUUACUAGGUCUAUUGUUUAUAUCUGCUAUUCUGCUUUUCUCAAAGCUGUAUUAGAUCCCCAAUACAAGGGUCCCGAGGAUGCUUCUUAUUCUUCUUUGGCUAUCAUUCAAUUGUUCUCUGACGUGCUUUUAUGGGCAAGAAUUUUGUAAUUGAAUUGCAUUAUAAAAUCUCUUCUACCUGUAAAAGUUAGAGCCAACAUUCCAAACCAUGUAACUAAGAUGCAUAAACUUGAGAAGUUAAAACAACUUAUAUUUCCAUUACAACUUCCUUCAGUUCAGUUUGAGGUUAGCAUUGGAAAGACAGGUCUACAACAAAAUAAACAAGUACACCUAGAUCCGGGCAAAUGGCAUAACUACAAAAUAUCCUUGCCAUUGGGCCCAUUCUACAUUUUCAUUCUGACCAUAAACAAGCAACUAGUGUAGAGCUUCUCAUCUAAAGAAGUCAAUGCACAAAAAACAUAAAAGAACAAG